CAUUCACAUAAUAAUAAGAAACCGAGUAUUUGCCUCAAUACAUUUUUGCUCUUUUUUGUUUUUUCGAGUUAAUUUGUGUUUAUUCACUACAGUUUUCUUUUUUCCAAUGCUUUUAUCCUAUUCAUAGCUGUGCUUAAAAUGUAUAUAUGCCUCGAAUGAAAAAAAUGAACAACAGAAUAUGUAAUAUGAUUCCUUUGUUGUUAAUUAAUGGUGCAGAAUUAUAAUAUGAACUUUGAUAUCCACUUUCACAAAAAAAAAAAACUUUGAUACUCAUGAAAGAUAAAUAAUUGGAUUAGACCAAUAAGUUCAUUAGUUUCUUCAAAUUGGUAUCUUUCGUCUCAAAGAUGAAAUCUGUGAUGCCUCUUUAUUUUUGUUCAUUAUGUUAACACAUAAAUAAUUUUCUCUGAGAUCUUAAAAAUUGUUCGUUUAUAAAUAACAAUGCAAGUUUUCGUCUUUGUGUUCCAAUGAUUGAAAGUCCCAAAUUUGACGAACACUUUACUGCAGUAGUUGCUAGUAACAUUUGAUGUCAGUAAUUAUUUGACUGGGAAGUUGAAGGAACGUUGUGUAUCGAAGCUGGUUCUAUAUUUCUUUAUAUUUUCCUACCACCUCAGAGAAGGCAUCUUGUUUUCUUUUUUGAGAAAAGCUUAAAAAAAAAGAAGAUGUAAAAUAUUUUUAUUUUUUUAACUCAGAUUUCAUUAUCAAAGAAAAUGAGGUUUAGGAUACAGACCAAGAGGAGUAAAAUAUAUUUUCACUAAUUAAAACAAUUUAAUAUUUUUGGUAUUUGGUACUCCAAAAUUUUGUGGGACUCAAAAUGUCACAUGUUGACUUUGAUCUUUAUUUUCAUUUCAUUUAUAUCUCUUAUUUUGAAGGAAAGUUAUAGUUUUAUAAACACAUAUAGUUUUUAUAACUGAAUAGGUGACCUCUUUGAGAACAAAGGACCGGGUGCCUCUGUUCAAAAAAAAAAAUACCUUAGUGGAGAUUUGUCCCGAAAAUAAUACAAUUGCAACCCGGGUGUACUCUUAAUUGCAAGAAGUCUAAGGGAGGAUCGAUGGCAAUCAUAUGUUGUAGCAGGACAUCCUUUUUGGUUUCGUGGGUUGUUUAUUCAUGAAGGUAGAAUCAUUUGAAGUUUUUUUGUAUGGUGAUUUUUUGCCUAAUGCAGAUUGAUGUCGAUCCUUUUUGUGCUGUUUUUACAUCAGGUGUGGGAUGAGUGCAGUAGUCCCCAUGAGUUUCUGUUCUUGUUACAGCCUUUUGAUUAUAAUGAAAGUAUUAUUCAUAGCAAAAAAAAAAAAAGAAUAGGUAACUCAUUAUUCGUCGUACGAUUAGUUAAUUUCUUAUUGUAAGUAAAUACUACUAGUUGUUUUAUUAUACUAUUCAACUAUUCAUAAUUUUAAUGUUCAGACAAAACCGUGGGCUUAAUGUGAAACUUGUUCCAAGAAGUCAACACCAUACAACGAGAUUCAUGGGAGAAAUAUGCGCGGGAAGGAGUUGACCGAAAUUUAUAAAUCAUUACAAAAAUCAAAAAUGUAAUUUAUGUACUCCAUAAUAUUACGUCAAGAAUUUUACCAAAAAAAAUAUUACGUCAAGAAUUUAUAUAUCCAGACUUUGUUAAAACUCAAUAAGUAGGUGUAAGUACACACAAAAGACUACAACUCUAAAUAUAUAGUAGAAAAUAUAACAAGGCUUAUUCACACACUAUCAUUCUCCCAAACCCAAAGAAUAAUGGGGUUCCAAAGUCUUUUCAAAAUUGCCGAGCUAGAUAAUGUAAUUAAAUCCAUAUUUUAUACCAAUAUGAUCAGUGAAUUCUACAUAGAUUUUUAAAUCCUUCAAGAGAAUUGCAAAAAAAAAAAUUUGCAUGAGUUCAUUUUCUAAAUAUCAGCAAUUAACACGAUUACCAUAUCUUUCUUCCACUCUUCCAUUCUAUAUUCAUUUUUAAUAACCUUGCUUAGGCGAUGUAAAGUAUCACUAAAUAUUAAAAUAUCAUACAUUUAAAUAUCGACUACAUUGGUCCAAUCAAUUUAAUCCCCCUCACACAUAACACAACUUUUAUAAAUUCCAUUUACAGGCCGGCCAUUUGCACUCGUUCUUCUUCUUCUUCUCCACAUGCCCCACAUAAACGUCGCGCUACAAGUGCACAACGUCUCACUUUCAUCCUUUACAACUUUUCUCUCUCCCUCAUUUCCAUCACAAUUUCAUCUACUCAAAAUAAAAUAAAAAUUGAGACUACAAAAGAUAAAACACCCAAAUAUAAACUGGCCCGUCUCCAUUUUCGUUCACAAAAUCUCGCUUUAUAUAGCUUAUACUCAUGUAAGUAUUUGCUUUAUAUUCAAGUCUACAUUUAUCACUGCUGCUUCUAACGACAAAUCUUUGUAGUUUGGGAUUUGUUAAAUUAUUAUCACAGAAUAUUACGUGAGGUAUCUUGGAUAUCUUUUAUUAAGCUAUUUACUUAUCCUAUUGUAUAGAACUAUAUACUAAUACUUUCUAGAUUAUUACUGCUGCUUAUAACUCUAUGUUGUUAGGAAUUUGUUCGCGGUUGACGAAGUCGUUUUCGACAAACUGUUUACUGUCUGAACUCACCAAUGUCGUCGCAUGAAUAUUCAGCGCCCUUUCGACUACUUUACUUGCUCUGCUUUUUUCUUCUCCAUGACAGCUAUGUUUCCUUAUUUUCUCCUUCACCACCGUACCACAGAAAAAAACUGUGAUUUUAAAAGCCACAUUUACUUCUUUUUUUGUUGGGUCUAAAUGUUAAAAUAACAUGUGUACUUUAAAAGGAAGAACAUGGCUUCAUCCGCUUCAUGACAUGUGGUAAUUAUAAGAGUGUAAAACCUUGGAUUUGAAUAUUUUUUGUAGUAUUAAAUAUAUCUAUCUUAGAUUCUCCUGCAACUAGGUUUUUUCUAUGUCCCGUUGAAUUUCUGUGCUACUAGUAUUAGUUUUUGUUCAAUUUUUGUCUGUGUUUUAUUAUUUUAUGUUUUGUUUUCUGUCUUUCUUGCUCUCUGAUUGGACUCUAAUUGCUCAAUAAAUAAUAUUCUUAUUGUUUAGUCUUUUUUGAUUAAUUUCGCUUUCUUCUACGCGUACUAAUAUCUUGCUUGCUUCAUGAUUACCAGAUCCUCAUCCUAUAUCAUCCUCAGAUUCUGGUUCUUGACUUUGUACAAACAACGGUGGCGGAGAAAACAGCAGAGCGUUCUAUUGCAGAAACAUGGGGAAGAUCUUGAAAACUAAGUCUUCUUGGCCAAGAACCGUCGUUAGGAAGUGGCUAAACUUACGUAGCAGCGCUUACGAGUUCCACUCCGAUUACCAAGUCAAAGGUGAGAGAUUGGCUCGUGCAGUAACGGAGCCAACUCAGCCGAGGAGAAAAAGUUGCUCUGACGGUGAUUACUAUAUGAUCGUACCGGGAAAGUAUCCAGGUUGGUUGGGCCAAGCAAAUGGGGAUUUAAAUCAAUCAAUGGGUGAACAUGUGGCACGUGUUGAUGACAAACUUGAUCUCAAAAUGUUCGUCGGGACAUGGAACGUGGGAGGGAAGUCGCCACAUGAUGGAUUAGACCUAAAAGAUUGGCUUAAAUCUCCCGCUGAUACCGACAUUUACGUGCUAGGGUUUCAAGAAAUCGUGCCGCUAAAUGCCGGUAACGUACUUGGAGCAGAGGAUAAUGGCCCUGCGGCUAAGUGGUUAUCUCUUAUCCGAGAAGCCUUGAACAACAACAACAACAUAUCGCACAAAGACCUCGAACUUUCUAUUAAUCACAGAACCUUCUUGGAACUUGCUAAAUCAUCACAACAGCCCCGUCACAGCUUCUCCAGUCUCCCGGAUGAUAACCCAUUUGCAUGCAAUUCGACUCCUCUUCGAGGCUAUUCCCUUGCAGCGAGUAAACAGAUGGUGGGGAUAUUUUUGUGUGUGUGGAUAAGAGAUGAUCUCCGGAAACGUAUUACCAACCUCAAGGUUUCAUGCGUUGGUCGUGGCAUCAUGGGAUACCUUGGAAACAAGGGCUCUAUAUCAAUCAGCAUGUCAUUGCAUGAGACGAGUCUAUGUUUUGUUUGUACGCAUCUUACGUCUGGAGAAAGAGAAGGCGACGAGAUCAGAAGGAACUUAGAUGUGACCGAGAUUAUAAAGAGGACCAGAUUUUCGCGUUCUUCUAAAGAUUUUCAACCCGAAUCAAUAAUGGACCAUGAUAAAGUAAUAUGGCUCGGAGAUUUGAAUUAUCGGCUAAGGGCCAGUAGUGACGUGCAUGAACAGCUUAAGAAUCAUGAUUGGGAAGCACUUCUUGAGGAAGAUCAGCUAAAGAUAGAACAAAGAGCUGGUAGAGUUUUUCAUGGAUGGGAAGAAGGAAAGAUUUAUUUCGCACCAACCUAUAAAUAUUUUAUAAACUCUGAUAAUUACGUUGUACAAACCGAAAAAUCAAAGGAAAAGCGCAGAACACCAGCUUGGUGUGAUCGAAUAUUGUGGAAAGGUGACGGGAUGAAACAAAUUUGGUACACGAGGGGAGAGUCGAGAUUCUCGGACCACAGACCGGUUCAAUCUUUAUUUUCAUUUCAUAUUGAUUUGACUCAGAAUCAAUCGAACCGGAAGACCAGACUGAUCCACCAAAACCAUCGUCCCAACCCGGUAUUGCCUUACACAUGCCACGGGAAAGUCCAUGCUGAAGAGAUCUUGUUACUCACACGUGCACAAAGUUGUAUAGUCACACAACCUAGACUUAUAUCGUCUGCUAUUCAUUAGUUUCUUUGUUUUUGUUUCUGUUACUUUUUGGAUGUUUUCAUGUUGGCAAAGAAGAUAUGACACAUGGAUUCCUAGGAAUGGACAGUGGAGCUUCCAUAGUAGUAAAGCAAGAUUGUUAAAUAAUUUUAAUAUUAGCUAAUUUAUGGUGUAAAAAAAUAAGAGUUUUUAGUUUAUAAA
Brassica rapa (field mustard) is the source of this 4885-nucleotide messenger RNA. Its product is annotated as type I inositol polyphosphate 5-phosphatase 8. The record is from RefSeq and is a predicted model, not a curated record. Gene Ontology annotation, biological process: phosphatidylinositol dephosphorylation. Gene Ontology annotation, molecular function: phosphatidylinositol-3,4,5-trisphosphate 5-phosphatase activity; phosphatidylinositol-4,5-bisphosphate 5-phosphatase activity; inositol-polyphosphate 5-phosphatase activity. Lineage: Eukaryota; Viridiplantae; Streptophyta; Magnoliopsida; Brassicales; Brassicaceae.